Messenger RNA from Prunus dulcis (almond), 2523 nucleotides. RefSeq names its product transcription factor TCP4-like. Lineage: Eukaryota; Viridiplantae; Streptophyta; Magnoliopsida; Rosales; Rosaceae. Gene Ontology annotation, cellular component: nucleus. The coding region runs from base 920 to 2062 and encodes 380 amino acids. The transcript has 2 exons. The record is from RefSeq and is a predicted model, not a curated record. Gene Ontology annotation, biological process: regulation of secondary shoot formation. Gene Ontology annotation, molecular function: DNA-binding transcription factor activity; sequence-specific DNA binding.
UUUAAUCUCCUCUAGCUCCCUGACCAAACUCUGCCACCCUUAACAGAUGUAUUUACAGCUCUCAUAGUCAUAGGCCAAGGUAGGAGUUUUCUUUCACAUCUCUACAUCUCCAAACCUCAUUCACUGAUUUCUCCUAAGCCCUUCAAACCAUUCCAGUUUUCAUUUGCAAAAUCCCAAAAUUCUUCUGGGAGUCUCUUCCCUUUUUCUUGGUAUAUGGAUAUAUCAUAUAUAUAUAUGUAGAUACACCCAAUACAAUUACAACCCACUUCUGUUGUUAAUUGAACUUUCCAUUUUAAUUCCUUUUUUUUAAAUCUUUAAUACAGUAGUUUUGUGCCCACAUAGAAAAACCCAUCAACCUAGUCUGCAUGCUCUUACUCUUUUCAUGGAGAUGAUAUGGACCAAUAAGUUUACCUUGUCUGUAAAUUUGUAGAAACAAAACUGGAGUCAAAUUUCUGGGUCUGUACUGGUGACUCUGGGUUUUUUGUAUUUUGAGUGAGGGUUGUGGAUUUUUUUCUUGUAGGGUUUAUUGGGGUUAGGAAUCUGGAGAUUGCAAUGGCAGAGUUUUUGGGAUUAGCAGCAGCAGCAACAGGUGUAUCAGAAUUGUGACAGUUUGCAGAGGAAGAGCUACAACACCAGCAACCCCAACAACAGCAGUAGAUAGAGUGAAAGCAAGCAAAAGCAAAAGCAAAAGAAAUCAACCAUUUUUUAAGCCCAAAAUCAGAGAAAAAAAAUUAGGAAUCUGGAUUUCCAAGAGAAUCAGCAAUAUCUCCAACUUGUCCAAAACCAGCAUCAAACACAUGGGGAGCUCAUAAGUUCUCACCCAACACAAACACUAGUAGCUCCCAACAACCACCACCACCAAAUUCUAGACCACCAAAGCAUUCAACAAGAAUAUGCAAAGCAAAGAGGAGGAGAGAGAAUGGGAAUGAAGAGCGCUGGAGGAGGAGGCGGAGGUGGAGGAGAGAUUAUACAAGUUCAAGGAGGCCACAUUGUUCGAUCCACCGGCCGCAAAGACCGCCACAGCAAGGUCUACACCGCCAAAGGCCCCCGAGACCGCCGCGUCCGGUUGUCUGCCCACACCGCCAUCCAAUUCUACGAUGUUCAAGACCGCCUCGGCUAUGACCGCCCCAGCAAAGCGGUUGACUGGCUCAUCAAGAAAGCAAAAUCCUCCAUUGACAAGCUUGCUGAGCUUCCUCCUUGGCACCCUAUCACUGGUGUUGCAGCAAACAAUGCUGAGCCCGAUCAAUCCAAUCCAAAUGAAAUGGUGAUUGCAGGAGGAGCAGAGCAGACAGAGUCCUCUGGCUACAAUUUCCACCAGCUGCAGAGGCAAAUGGGUGAGAAUAACAACCACCACCAAGCAAAUAAUGUUUCAAGCUUCAACAUUCCUCCAUCUCUAGACUCAGACACCAUAGCUGACACCAUGAAAUCAUUCUUCCCUACAAGCUCAGCAGCCACUUCAUCCAUCAAUUUCCAAAGCUACCCACCUGAUCAUGAUCUGAUUUCAAGAACCACCAACCUAAACCCUUGCCAAGACCUUGGCCUCUCUCUCCACUCUUUCCAAGACCAAGGCCUAAACAUCCAUCACACUCACAGCCAGCAAUCCCAAGGAGACACCAACCACAACAACGAUCAGAUUGAGACCCUUUUCGCCGCCGGGGCGGGAGGAUCAACGGUGGGAUUUGACACUAGUUAUCAGAGAAUGGUGGCAUGGAGCAAUCAGAACAGAGGAGGUGAUGGUGGAUUUGUAUUCAACUCACACUCACAAGCAUUGCCACAGCAAGCAUAUGCUCAUGCUCAGGGGGGUACCCUUCAGUCCAGUUUUUCGCCAUCAGUUUCAGCUCGGGCCUGGAACGAUUCUUCUAUCUUUGGCACACAGCAGAGAACACAGCAGCAGCAGCAGCCAAUGAUUCACCAUUCUUCAAUCUUUGGCACCCGCUUCGCCUCUGAUGGCGGCUUGCCUGUGUUCUGCAUCCCGACGCGUAUUGACGCUGAGGAGGCGGAUAAUGGCGGUGUUCCAGAUCGACCAUCAUCCACUUCCUCUCCCAAUUCCACCCACCAUUGAUUUGGAUAACUAAUUCUACCUUCGGGGUAUCAAAUUGGGAGACAAGAAGGAAGAUUCAGUCCAAUCGAAUGGUCUACUGAGGAAAGAAAAGUAUCUGGUUUGGAUUUUCAAACAUUCUUUUCUUCUUUGUUGAUCUAUAUAUUUAAUUAGAUUCCCUAGUUGUUUUUAAAUUUGAUGGGACUUUUUUUUGUUUAUUCAAGUGGGUCUCUCUGUUGGCUCAACUUUGUUUUCUUUAUUACUACUUAAUGUGACACAUAUAACCAGGAUUUUUCUGUUUAGGGUUAUCAUUUUAAUCCUUAUGAUCCCCACAUUUCCUUUUUCUUUAAUUUGGUUGAACUAGUUUUAUAACAGCAAGUUGGUUCAUUCUUGGUAAUUGCUACAUUAAGAUAAGCACAAGCUAGUCAAUGGCUUUGCUUCAGCCUCCCCUGUUGUGGAAACUGGAAAGAAGCUUCCACAACCAA